This is a messenger RNA of Sorex araneus (European shrew), 7748 nucleotides long. It is a transcript of the gene NRIP1, whose product is annotated as nuclear receptor interacting protein 1. Gene Ontology annotation, molecular function: signaling receptor binding; transcription coregulator activity. Gene Ontology annotation, biological process: regulation of transcription by RNA polymerase II. Gene Ontology annotation, cellular component: nucleus. The transcript is spliced from 4 exons. NCBI's taxonomy places the organism in Eukaryota, Metazoa, Chordata, Mammalia, Eulipotyphla, Soricidae. The record is from RefSeq and is a predicted model, not a curated record. The coding region runs from base 830 to 4300 and encodes 1156 amino acids.
AUCGGGCUGCAGGAAAGCCAGCGGCUCCCGGGUGCUGCCGCCCCGGCCUCGUGAUGUAAUUGUUAUUGCUCAGUCGGAGCCCGGGAGAGCGGCCGCCGGGGUCGGCUCCGAUCCGAUUCCUCCCCGCGGACCGACCGGGUCGACUGGCAGCUGGACUCGGCGAAAGCCCCGGCUAGGACCGUGCAGCCGUGGACACAAACCCAACUCCCGAGUCCGGCGUCCGUCCGUCCGUCCGUCCGUCCGUCCGUCCGAGCGAGCAGCUGCCCGGGGCACUCACUCCGCAGGAAGUGUUUGGAUUGUGAGCUAUUUCAGAGCUCUACUCAGAACCUGUUAUUUAAACAUUUGGGAGAAACUUAUCCAGAAGAUUCACACUACACUGAAGGAGUAGUGGGACAUCUGAAGACACCAGAUGACAUCAGAGUUACAUCUCAAAAGUUUUCUCAGUAGUCUUUCUCAGAAAGCAGAGUCAGAAGCUGCAGAAUAAUGAGUGCUGAUACAUUUAAUGAGGAAUAAAAGAUGAAGAAGUGAAGCAAUAUAUUCACUAAGGAUUAUACCUGCUUACUACUACUGAUAUAUGUGUUAAAGAAUCCUGCUGCUUCUUACUUAAGAGUUGAUUAACUCUGUUGUCAGACAACAGUGGAGUUUGCCUGCAUUUUAUCUUGUUAUUGCCAGAAGAAAUCCUGGUCGGAAUGUAACAUGCAUCUCUGUCUAAUUACAAUGGAAGGUGAUAUACUGAUACUCAUUUAUUAAAGGUACAUCUCACUUAUCCACAGAAAACCAUUCUUUAAAGUGACUGGAAACCAAGCCCUUGUGAACACUUCUAUUGAACAUGACUCAUGGAGAAGAGCUUGGCUCUGAUGUGCACCAGGAUUCUAUUGUUUUAACUUACCUAGAAGGAUUACUAAUGCAUCAGGCAGCAGAGGGAUCAGGUACUGCCAUUGACAAAAAGUCUGCCAGGAGGAAUGAAGAAGAUCAGAACUUUAACAUUUCUGGUAAUGCUUUUCCCACCUGUCAAAGUAAUGGUCCAGUUCUUAACACACAUACAUAUCAGGGAUCUGGCAUGCUGCAUCUCAAAAAAGCCAGACUGUUGCAGUCUUCUGAGGAUUGGAAUGCAGCAAAGCGGAAGAGGCUGUCUGAGUCCAUCGUGAAUUUAAAUGUAAAGAAAGAAGCUUUGCUGGCUGGCAUGGUUGACAAUGUGCCUAAAGGCAAACAGGAUAGCACAUUACUGGCCUCUUUGCUUCAGUCCUUCAGCUCCAGGCUGCAGACUGUUGCUCUGUCACAGCAAAUUAGGCAGAGCCUCAAGGAGCAAGGAUAUGCCCUCACUCAUGAUUCUUUAAAAGUAGAAAAAGAUUUAAGGUGCUACGGUGUGGCAUCGAGUCACUUAAAAACUUUAUUGAAGAAAAGUAAAGCUAAAGAUCAAAAGCCCGAUACCAGUCUUUCUGACGUAACUAAAAAUCCUAUCAGAGAUAGGUUUGUAGAGACACCUCAUCAUGUCGGACAAAGUGGAACAAAGGUCAUAAGUGAACCCUUGUCAUGUGCUGCAAGAUUGCAGGCUGUUGCAAGCAUGGUAGAAAAAAGGGCUAGUCCUGCCACUUCACCCAAACCCAGUGUUGCUUGUAGCCAGUUAGCAUUACUCCUUUCAAGUGAAGCCCACUUACAACAGUAUUCACGGGAACAUGCUUUAAAAACGCAAAAUGCAAACCAGGCAGCAAGUGAGAGACUUGCCGCUAUGGCCAGGUUACAAGAAAAUGGCCAGAAGGAUGCUAGUAGUUUCCAGAUAUCUAAAGGAAUGUCAAGCCAUCUUAAUGGUCAGGCUAGAACGUCAGGCAAACUAUUGACUAGCAGAAGUACAGCAUUUCAAAAUCCAAUGAGUAUCGUUCCUACUUCCCCCAAAAAUGCAGGCUAUAAGAAUUCACUGGAAAGAAAUAAUAUAAAACAAGCUGCUAAUAAUAGUUUGCUUUUACAUCUGCUUAAAAGCCAGACCAUACCUAAGCCUAUGAAUGGACACAGUCAGAGUGAGCGAGGAAGCAUUUUUGAGGAUAGUAGUACACCAACAACUAUUGAUGAAUAUUCAGAUAACAAUCCCAGUUUUACAGAUGACAGCAGUGGUGAUGAAAGUUCCUAUUCCAACUGUGUUCCCAUAGACUUGUCAUGCAAACACCGGCUUGAAAAACCAGAAACUGACCAACCUGUCUCAUUAGAUAACUUUACCCAGUCCUUGCUCAACACUUGGGACCCAAAAGUCCCAGAUGUAGAUGUCAGAGAAGAUCAAGAUACCUCAAAGAAUUCUAAACUAAAUUCACACCAGAAAGUUACGCUUCUCCAGUUGCUUCUUGGCCAUAAAAAUGAAGAAAAUAUAGAAAGAAACAGCAGCCCUCAGGAAGUCCAGAGUGAAGUGACAAAGUUCAAUGCACAGAAUUACAUGAGGACUUCUGUAAUUGAAAGCCCCAGUACAGCCCGGACUACUCCAGUGAGCACUCCACCAUUACUCGCAUCUACCAAAGCCGAGUCUCCCAUCAAUCUUUCCCAACACUCUCUCGUCAUCAAAUGGAAUUCCCCGCCAUAUGCUUGUAGCACUCAGUCAGAAAAGCCAAGUAAUACCGCGUCCAACCACUUAAUGGACCUGACAAGAAGCAAAGAAUCACAAGGAGAAAAGCAAGUCCAAAAUGAAGGUACACAAAACUCUGCAAAUUUCAGUGCCAGUAAACUGUUACAAAACUUAGCACAAUGUGGAAUGCAGUCUUCCUCUAGUUCAGCCGAAGAGCAGAGACUGAGUAAACAGCUACUCAGUGUAAACACAGACAAACCAGUCGGUAUGAUUGAAAGAUUAAAUAGUCCUCUGCUUACAAAUAAAACGAAUGCAGUUGAAGAAAAUAAAACAUUCAGUAAUCACUCAGCAGGUCCUGAACUAGGACUUUCUGGUUCUGAGAUAGAAAAUCUGCUCGAAAGGCGCACUGUUCUCCAGCUGCUCUUGGGAAACCCCAACAAAGGGAAGAGUGAGAAGAAAGAGAAAAUCCCUUUAAGAGAUGAAAGUACUCAGGAACAUACAGAUAGAGCUUUAAGUGAACAAAUACUGAUGGUAAAAAUAAAAUCUGAGCCUUCUGAUGACUUACAUAGUCAUAAUACAAAUGUGCACUUGAGCCAUGAGGCUAAGGCUACCCCAUUCAUAGGGAUGGGUUCUACCACGCAGAGAAGUACAGCUGCCUUACCAGCAUCCGAGGACUUUAAAUCGGAUCCCAUUUCACCUCAGGAUUUUUCUUUUUCAAAGAAUGGUCUGUUGAGUCGAUUGCUAAGACAAAAUCAAGAGACAUACCUGACAGACGAUCUGGACAGCAGUCACAGAAAUAGUGAACUGACGCUGCUCGAAUCAAAGAAUCUUUGCAUGGUUCCUAAGAAAAGGAAGCUUUAUACUGAGCCAUUAGAAAAUCCAUUUAAGAAGAUGAAAAGUAAUGUAGUGGAUACUGCAAACAGCCAGAGUGCUCCAGAGGUUCUGUAUGGGUCCUUGCUUAACCAACAAGACCUGAAACUUAGCAGAAAUGAGCUUGAACUUAAAUAUCCUGCCAGCCAUGGCUCGGCCAGUGAAAGCGAACAUAGGAGUUGGGCCAGAGAGAACAAAAGCUUCAAUGUUCUGAAGCAGCUGCUUCUCUCAGAAAACUGUGUGAGAGAUUUGUCCCAGCACAGGAGUAACUCUGUCAUAGAUGGUAAAAAGAAGGGACACAAAAAUAAUGUGACCAACAGCAAACCUGAAUUCAGCAUUUCUUCUUUGAAUGGACUAAUGUACAGUUCCACUCCACCCAACAGUUGCACAGAUAAUAGGACAUUUCCAUACCAAGGAGUAGCAAAAACUCCUGUGAGUCCUCCUUUCCCUGAGCACUUGGGCUCUGUUGGGUCUAAAUCAGAAUCUGGACAUUUGAAUGGAUCUUCCAUGCCCAGUGAAAAGGGACCCAUAAAGUGGGUUAUCACAGAUGUUGAUAAAAAUGAAUACGAGAAAGACUCUCCGAGACUGACCAAAACGAACCCUAUACUGUAUUACAUGCUCCAGAAGGGAGGCAAUUCUGUUACUAGUCGAGAAACACAAGAAAAGGACAUUUGGAGGGAGCCUUCAUCUGCUGAAAGUGUCUCACAGGUUACAGUCAAAGAAGAGUUGCUUCCUGCUGCAGAAACUAAGACUUCUUUCUUUAAUUUAAGAAGCCCUUAUAAUAGCCAUAUGAGAAAUAAUGCCUCUCAUCCCCACAGCACGAAUGGAGAAGUUUAUGGGCUUCUGGGAAACGUGCUAACAAUCAAAAAAGAAUCGGAAUAAAAUGUACCUGCCACCUUGCUUUGGAUCUUUAUAAACUAAUUAGUAUGAACUUGAGAUCUGUAUAAAUAAGAGCAUGAUUUGAGAAAAGCAUGGUAUAAUUGAAACCUUUUUCAUUUUGAAAAGUAUUGGUUACUGGUGAUGUAUAAAUAUGCAUACUACUUUUUGCUUUACGUUAGAUGUCAUGAGGAAACUACUGAACUAGCAAUUGGUUGUAUAACACUUCUGUAUGCAUCAGAAAACAAUUGUGAGUAGCCUAUGAAUAAAAUUCUUUUAUAAUUAAUAAUAGGCAUAAAUUAAAAUGUAAAUCUCCAGCCAUCAUGCAUUUUGCUGCCUUUUUAGGGUACUUUAUUUUGCUUCUCAGAAGUCAGCAUACAUAACACAAUUUUUAAGGUUCAAAUUGCUAAAUUGUUGAACUCCUUUAAGGAGAUUUACUGAAUUAAAGACCUAGUGCUGAUUCACUAAUCAUUAUCCAAUUCAAAAUUAAAUUUGAAAAAAAUAUGCUUACAUUUUUCACUUUUACUAAAAAAAUAUAUUUAUUUUUAACUCUUAUAAGGGGUUUUGUGGCUUCCCGUGUGUCUCCCCCACCCCGGUCCUUUUCAAUAUGUUUAUUUAAACCUUGUACUACUUAGUAAAAAUUGAUUAUACUUGAUGGAAGUUUGAUCCUUUAAAGGGGGGCAGAUUUCCAUUUUUUUGUAUUUUAACUACUUUACUAAAUUAUCCUUUUACAGAAUUAGGAAAGUUAAUAAUUAUCAGGUGGUUUCCUGAAUCGUUGAAUAUUUAAGAUGUUGUUUCUAACAGAAGCAAAAUGACUUUUCUUUGGAUGGUUUUUACCAUCUCGUUAAGAAAAAAAGUUACUUCUCACCUUUUCUGUGGUACCUGUGAUUCUUAUGACCAGGGUUUCUUAAAGCUGGGCUCAGACUGCCUGGAUAGAACCAUCUGGAGUGAUUGUUUUAAAAUGAGAUUCUUAGGCAACAUCUCAGAUCUACAGAACAAAAAUUUCUUAUCUCUUUAUCUAUGGUGGAAAUCUUCUAUCUGCACCUUAAAAUGCUCCUUCGGUGUUUCUUCUGUAUACAGAAGCUUGAGUAACAUUGCUAUAACUUUUCUGAGAACACAGGACUGUUAAAAAAAAAAAAGACAAAAAAAAUACCCUAUUUGAUGACUAUAUUUCCCCAAUACAGUCACACAUCAACUCAAAAUUUGUGAUCUUGUAGUUAAUAUAUUUCCGAUAUGUCUUUGGAAAUCGGGUUCAGGAUACUUUUUAUGACAAAAAAAAUUGGGUGGGACAACUUUCAUAUCUGGCUCAACAUCUCAGGAAAAUCUAAUUAUUUAUGUUUUUCCAGUGAGUAACAUCUACUUAAUUCGCCUUAGGGAUGGAAUAACAGGGCCACUUACCAAACUCAGGUGAUCCAGGAUGGUUUGGAAACUUCUGAAUACAUCCUUAAUUUCUAUUAAAAUCAUUGUCCUAAGAACAAUGCUGAAAAUGACAAAAGCAUUUAUUCAAACCCAAGAAAGGCAUUAAGCUCAGAUCAGCUAAACAAAACAAUACAAAGGGCACAUAGACAUGACAGAAUCAUAAUCACUCCAUUGGGUUUAUUAUUUUAAAAUAAUGAUUAAAAAUAAAUGUGGAUGAUAUCUUAGGAGAAUUCACUACUAUCAAGCCACAUUGGGUUCCAACUUAGAACAACCCCUUGUUUUUAAGUUCAGUUUUUACAAUCCAGUUUAUUCACCAGAUGGGCUUUUUUUUUUUUUUGGUUUUUCAUAGUGAACCAGGUUAGCAACUGACCUAUCAAAAAUUGUUAUAUAAUCAAUUAUCAAUUAGGAGGAAAUGUAUUUGAAGUUCUACUUGAAGCUGUUUCUAAGAUUUUUAUAUUAAAAAUGGGCGUUAUUUACUAAGAUGAUGUAAAACCCUAAAUGAUUAUUUUUUUCUCAAAAUGAUUUGUAAAUAGUUAUGGAUAUAUUUAAAAUGAUUGUCAGGAGUGAAUAUUACAUUACAUCAUGGGAAGAUGAAGGUGUAUGACUAUUCUGACAUGAAAAUUCCACUGGCCAGUGAGCAUAUUCUGCUCCAUCCCAUAUUUACUCUGUGACAAUCUUAUUGCCUACACGAUAUAAAUACGCAUCUUAACAAGUCAUUUUAUUUUUUUUGCCAUUAUGACUGCCUGGAGCCUUAAAGGUAUGUUAGAAAAAAAUGAUGUUCCCCAUUGGUUAGGGGGGAUGCUGGGCUUUAAAGGAAGUGAAAUUUCUAGGUCAGGGAAAAGAACAUCAAGGGGGCCAGCAUUUGCUGUUUUUUGUUGUUAUUGUUACUGCUUGUUUCAUUGAUUGGUUGGUUUUUGUUAACAGUUACAGGAAAGAGGAUAUGUAAAAUACAUAAAUAGACAUGACAACAAAGAAUGCUGUUCUGAUUCAGUAGAGAAUGUCCCUAUUUUGAGUUUAGGGUGAUUUUAAAGAACAGUGAGACAGGGCAUAUAUCCAUAAAUUCACUGUUUAUGUAUAUGUAGAUACAAGGAUGCACAUAUACACAUUUUUCAAGGACUAUUUUAGAUAUCUUGACAACUUCUUCCUAAUGAAGUUAUUUGUGAAAGGGUACUGCAGUUCUCAUUGACAUCAGUAAGGUAGUAUUGCCUGUUUAUUCUCUGCUGCAUCUUACAGAAGAGUAAACUGGUGAGAGUAUAUAUUUUAUAUAUAUAUAUAUAAUGUGUAUAUAUAUAUAUAUUGACUUGUUACAUGAAGAUGUUAAAUCAGUUUUUAAAAGUGAUGUAAAUAGUGAUUUCCUUAAUGAAAAAUACAUAUUUUGUAUUGUUCUAAUGCAACAGAAAAGCCUUUCAAUCUCUGGUUUCUGUAUAUUCCAUGUAUAAGUGUAAAUAUAAUCAGACAGUUUAAAAAUUGUGCAUGUAUGUAUACAGUUGCAAGUCUGGACAAAUGUAUAGAAUAAACAUUUUAUUUAAGUUGUGAUUACCUGCUGCAUGAAAAGUGCAUGGGGGACCCUGUGCAUCUGUGCAUUUGGCAAAAUGUCUUAAGUCAAAUUGAUGGUCAUCCCAACAUGACAGUAUUCCAUUUUCUGGACAUGAGUUAGGUGGUUUAAGCUUUGUGAAAGAAUGUGCUUUGAAUCCAAGGGUCUUAAAACUUUUUAAAAUCAAGUCAACCACUUUUCAAAGAGUUCACACAGCUACUUUCAUGAAUUUUUUAAUCCCAUUGGAAACAUAAUAUACCAAGAAUAUUCCAGUAUCCUGGAAUAUAGACACAUGACCAUUCAUGAUAUGAAUUCUGGGGUUUACAAAACCAAUUUUGAUGUAUUCUCAGUAAUAUAAUUUGUCAUUUUUAUUAGAAAUUUAAUUUCUUCAUGUGAUGUCAAAACUGUACAUACUGCAGUGUGAAUUUUUUGUUUUAUUUUUUAAUCUUUUAGUGUUUACUUUCUGCAGUGAAUUUGAAUAAAUGAGAAAAGUGCAUUGUC